AUGUGUGAGCACCAAAAAUAUUAUGAUAUCUCAAAGGAGUUUGGUUUUAACAGAGUAUUAUUUGAAGAUUUAACAGGAGACCUCGAAAAAUUCCUAAGUAUUCAAAAAGAAUGUACUGAUGACUGCAAAAAAAUGAAGAUUGAAAUUGUUGAAAAAACAUUAGGAGAUUUUACUACCAUAGCCACAAAUUACUUUAAAGAUGCUAAAAUUGGAAUAAAAAGAAAGGAUGAAUGUAGUGGUAUUAAUUAUUUUCUUAAUUGUGAAGGAGAGCUUGAUGAUGAAGAAGAUCAUGAAUUUUUAGAAGACGUAGAAAAAGCGAUGCAUAAAAUGGAAAGACAUUUAAAAUAA
Molecule: messenger RNA, 348 nt
Organism: Dictyostelium discoideum AX4
Lineage: Eukaryota; Evosea; Eumycetozoa; Dictyosteliales; Dictyosteliaceae
Exons: 2
Coding region: 1-348 (115 amino acids)
Source: RefSeq, a predicted model, not a curated record